Gigantopelta aegis is the source of this 1262-nucleotide messenger RNA. Its product is annotated as ribosome biogenesis protein BRX1 homolog. Gene Ontology annotation, biological process: rRNA processing; ribosomal large subunit assembly. The record is from RefSeq and is a predicted model, not a curated record. The transcript is spliced from 10 exons. Gene Ontology annotation, cellular component: nucleolus. Gene Ontology annotation, molecular function: rRNA binding. Lineage: Eukaryota; Metazoa; Mollusca; Gastropoda; Neomphalida; Peltospiridae.
UGAUUGACUGAUACCUACCGUGGUUGCAGCGGAACAAAAUACAAAGUAUCUGUAUAAGAAACAUGGUUAAACGGAAAAGACCACGUGAAGUUAUUGAAAAACCCACCAAGAUUAAAAAGACAAACUCUGAAGUUGUGUUACCUGCAGUGGUCAGUUCAGAUGAACCAGUUAAAAGUCAGACAAAAUGGACAAAUAAGCAGAGAGUGUUGGUGUUUUCUUCCCGUGGAAUUUCCUACCGGGCCAGACAUUUAAUGAAUGACUUGAGAACUUUGAUGCCACAUUCCAAAUCAGAGUCAAAGAUGGACAGGAAAGAUAAACUUUUUAUAAUUAAUGAGGUUUGUGAGAUGAAGAAUUGCAAUAAAUGUCUCUUCUUUGAGGGAAAAAAGAAAGAAGAUUUAUACUUAUGGUAAUAAUAGAAAUAUUGGUAUGGUGCAUCGCUUGCCCCAAGAGGUCCAUCAGCAAAAUUCCUUGUAGAAAAUGUUCACACUAUGAUGGAAUUGAAGAUGACUGGAAACUGUUUGAAAACCUCACGGCCACUUCUGUCGUUUGAUAAGGAAUUUGAUGAAAGUCCACAUUGGAAACUUCUGAAGGAGUUAUUUAUACAGAUAUUUGGAACCCCAAAUUACCAUCCUAAGAGUCAGCCGUUUGUAGACCACGUGUUCAUGUUUUCUGUGGUUGAUAAUCGGGUGUGGUUCCGUAAUUACCAGAUUCUAGAGGAAGAUGGGUCACUGGCGGAAAUAGGGCCAAGAUUUGUCUUGAAUCCAAUCAGGAUAUUCGAGGGAAGUUUCGGUGGACCCACUCUGUACCAGAAUCCACACUACAUUUCUCCUAAUGAGCAUCGACGGAAACUCAGGCUGUCUGUGGCAGGAAAAUAUGUGAGUAGAGUUGAAGCCAAAAGCUCUCUGCAAAUGCGUCGCCCAAAAGAAUCAUACGAAGUUGAUCCUACAGAUGACGUAUUUCAGACAGUGACACCAGAAAAUAUUGAGAGAAUAGGAAAGAAAAGAUGACAAACACUGGGUUAAACUUUGGUGAAUCAGAUGUCAUGAUGAGACUAUGCACGGAUUAUGUCAGUCUAUAAACAGUGCAUGACAGAAGAAAUGUCUAACUUCUAAAGAAAGAGGGAGCACAUAUACUAAAUGUUGGCAAACCAUCUUGUGCCAUGCCAGAAAAUGACUAGGUUGUUUAGAGAAUUGUACUUGGGAGAAAGUUAAUUUUAGUGGAAUCCUACAAAACCUGCCACACAAUAAAAUAUGUUCUGCCAA